This is a messenger RNA of Symbiodinium pilosum, 266 nucleotides long. Lineage: Eukaryota; Dinophyceae; Suessiales; Symbiodiniaceae. The record is from the annotation of a GenBank genome assembly.
GCUCAUCAACGCCUGCCAAAAGGCGCAGGCACCAGAGCCUGCUCCACCUGCUCCGCAGCCGCGCGACCCAGGGCGCUUGGCACAGCCAAGAAGGAACUACAGCGUCGAGGCGGCCGAGCCUUCGAAGCCCAAGCGACCGAAGCCACCGACCCCUGUGGUGAGAGCCAGGCCAAAGCGCCCGGCGAUGAAAGGUCGCUCAAGCCCGCCGGCCUGGAACGCGGGGGCGGGCAUGCAGCCAGAAAAGGUCGAAAAGGCACACUCGCUGG